Messenger RNA from Aspergillus pseudotamarii, 743 nucleotides. RefSeq lists its product as uncharacterized. Gene Ontology annotation, molecular function: protein binding. Bases 188 to 688 code for a protein of 166 amino acids. Lineage: Eukaryota; Fungi; Ascomycota; Eurotiomycetes; Eurotiales; Aspergillaceae. The transcript has a single exon. The record is from RefSeq and is a predicted model, not a curated record.
CUAAACCUAAAGUGACGCGGGCCCGUGUUGUAGGGAUGUGGUGGUGUUGGGCUGGCGCCGAGUGGAUGGCUGCAAAUCCAUAUCAUGUGCCCAAACUACGGGAGCUCCUAAACAGAGCCAUGAAUACCGAUGCAUCGUUCAAUAUACAACCGGGGGCUUUCAAUUCCCCCACUGCUCUUGGCACACAAUGAAGGGCCCAGCGCUCACUUCCGAUAGCUUCCGUCGACUUCCUCGAGAAAUACGAAACAUUAUUCUCAAUUAUCUGAAUUCACAAGAUAUCGCGAGCUUGCGGUUAGUUUCUCGAGCCUUUCAUCAAUUGCCAAUCUCUCUUUGGCAGCGGCUACUCAGAGAAAAGAUGCCAUGGCUGUGGGAGAUCUGGAGUGAUGAACCUCCAUAUUACUGGGCCACAGUGACCGCUGAGGACAUCGGAAAUAACAGACGUGAAGCCCUGGCUCCGGGUAUGUCAACUCCCACCAUCGUGUCACAUACCAUCAAUGUGCAGGAACAUAUGUCGCAGUGGGCUCUACCAAAGCCUCCCUAUGGGCGGACAAAUUGGUAUAUGUUGGACCUUGAUAUCAAGCGCAACCGGAAGGAAUCAAGAGGACUGCGGAAUCGUGAAAGAAUCUGGAAUUACCAGGAGAAGAUGCUGGUACAGCUGAAAAGGCAUAUCAGGGACAGUGCCAUCUGAUACAUAGCCAUAAGGCCGUCGUUAUUUGCUUUUACUAUUUGUGCGCCCUUCCUUC